Molecule: messenger RNA, 16867 nt
Organism: Pocillopora meandrina
Lineage: Eukaryota; Metazoa; Cnidaria; Anthozoa; Scleractinia; Pocilloporidae
Source: the annotation of a GenBank genome assembly
AUGGCGGCAGCCAGCGAAUUUCCGACAGAACUGGCGACCCGUCCUUUGGGUCUCACAGCUCUUAUGGGACUUGAUAUUAAUCAAAAACCUUUGCACAAAGCUAUCUGGGAGUCUUUUUCUGUGAACAGGCAUCCUGAGAGAGUUCCACUAUCUUUCAGACUUUUACCAAUUGAUCACGAAUUUCCCAAAGCAAAAUCAAAGGUGAGCUUUCCUAUCGCUUUUAAGUGUAGUUACUCUUAAAUCCUUUGAUUACGUGAAAUUCUUCUUAUUUUGGUUACAUUUAAGCUCUUUCAGUACAGUGGAAGCUCACCCUUUAAACCCGAACAUCAGUAUGAAUAUUCUCCAUACUUUUCCCAAUACUUUCCUAAGAUAACAAUCAAGAACUGUAGUUGGUGAUCAUUUCCUUUAUUCUCUUUACAAAGAAAGUUCUAUGAGUGAUUUCCACAAAAUCAUCAAAAGAGUUAAUCACAAAUCAAUUGUACUCCUGGGUUUUUUUUCCAAGGAAGCAUUCUCUUGCUUCCUUGAGUUCUGACUCUCUCAAACCUUUCCCUCCAAAGAUUUCGUUAGUAAUUCUCUGUACUGUCUGGCGUACAAUUCUUAGGAUGUUAGUUCAGAGAAUCUGGAAUUGGAUCAACUAAUGAUCCUCUAAUUUUUUCUUUUUUCUUUUUUCUCAUCACUUGUCUGUCUGAUAUUGCAUUGAAAUUUUAGAAGUAAGUUCUGUCCCUGUCACUCGUGGGAUUUGAAGUGUUAAGAGAACCUUUAUCUUUGUAGGUGUGCAUGGGGUCUCAGUAACAUUUUCCAUAAGUGAGGGCAGACACAGCCAUGAGUGGGGUCACUAACAUUGAAAAUCUUAGCAGAUAGCCAUAGGAAUGUAAUACCUCACAGAAGCAGUAGGCCUCCUGUAACCAGAGUUACUUAGACCUCUGCUUAUGCGAGUAUAUGCUGGCUUUUUAUCACUGAGUCUUGUUUCCUUGUAGCGGUCUACCUAUGAGUGGUACAUACCAAAGGGUAUCUUGAAGACAAAAUGGAUGCACAAACAUCUUUAUCUCUCUCCUGCUGUGGUGGUCAUGUUUUAUGAGUUGGAUUGGGAUGACGUUCAGUGGAAAGACAGGCAAACUGAAUGUGCUUCAAAACUAGAAAGAGUCAGGUAAUAACAAGAGAGUGAGAAUGUUAUCUUACCCCUCUAUAACAGCGAACUUUAAUCAGCACUAAUGACAUGACUGAAAAUUAUUAAUAAGUAUUAUGACAAGUGUGGUUUGAUUUUUAGACAAGAGGGUUCCAUUGUAUAUAUUGAUUUUUAUGACAUUGUACAACUCAGAAACUUUAUUCCACGCUCUCUAAUGGAUACACACACAGAAUAAUAUAUCAAACUAACACAUAAAUUUGAGCAAAAAACAAUUGUUUAAUAAACAAAAGAAAAAGACUUUUGUCCAAUCAUCAGCUUAAUUAACAAUUCCUGUGAUUUAGAGUGCUAUUCAAAUAACAACCAUGAAAUACGUUUGUCAUAACAACAGACACUCUGGAAACCUCCUUCUUUACUAAGCAACAAUCAGAUACUUGUAAGUUAUAAUAAGAACAUUACAACUUUUGAAGUUGUUACUUUCGAACUUAUCAGCUCAUUGAAUGCGAAAAAAUAUAACCAGUACAAUGAAUAAUUUUGUAUUCUAUAACUUCAAUCCUGCAUAUUAAACCAUUCAAAGCAAUCUUUUAAUUUCUGAGCAGGACCAGCCUUCAAGACCAGAACACUAAGGUUGCUGUGGUUCUUAUCCAAAAGAAUGCUCCUCUUCCUCCAGGUAAACAUCAAUAAAUACAUAGAAGUCAGAAGAUGAUGUUAUUAAGUAGAGAGUUUAGAUCCAUGUUUAGUGUUUUCAUGCUAACGUCAAACCAUAAGUGACUGCCAGGUCUAUCUUAAAAAUCUGCCAGAGGCAUUACAAUGAGAGUUACAUGUCAUUUAUUGAGCUAUGCAUGGGCUGGAAAAUGGGGAAAAACUGCACCCAAAGUGUUGAGUAUGACUCAAGAGUGGUGUCUGUAAUCAAGGUCAAGGGCACAGUUUCUUCCCACAUAGAAAAACAUGAUUGUAAAACUGUAUUUUAACAAGCUGGACCAGUGACUAGAGUACAAUUAGCCAAUCAAAGUCAAGAAUUUAAGAUUCCAACCUGUUGACAUGCUUCAGAAAAAAAUACAUUAUUUCAUAUUAGUUCCUGUAUCCAAGGACUUGAGUACCCUUCAUGGAGGAAAUUUAUGCUAUUAUAAUGAAUCACAGGUGAUGACCCAGGUGGAAAUCUUAUUAAGAUCUUGGAAGAUCUUGUAAGAUCUUGGAAGAUCUUGUAAGAAUCUUAUAAGAUGGCAAUUAAGAUGAAGAUCUUACUAAGAUCUUAUUAAGAAUUAAUAAUCUUAAUAAGAUCUUGCCAAAUUCUUGAACAAAUCUUAACCAGGUUUGAGCAUUGUAAGAUCUUAAAAGAUCUUAUUAAGUUUAUACAAGAAUCUUGUAAGAAUCUUGACAAAAUUUUACAACACAUGGGGAUUAAGAUCUUGGAAGGUUCUUAACAAGAUCUUACUAAGUUUAUUUAAGAAUCUUGUAAGAAUCCUCACAAAAUUUUACAAGAAAUGGGGUUAAGAUCUUGAAAGGUUCUCAACAAGAUCUUAUUAAGUUUAUUUAAGAAUCUUUUAAGAAUCCUAAAAAAAAUUUUACAACACAUGGGCAUUAAGAUCUUGAAAGUUCUUAACAACAUCAUAUAAAGUUCACUUAAGAAUCUCAGUUGUAAGAAUCCUAAUCUUUAAGAAAAGGAAGAUCUUACAAGCUUCUUGACAAGAUCUUGGUAAGUUUGUUUAAGAAUCUUAAUAAUGAAGUAAGAUCUGUAAAUGUAACAUCAUUAAGAUUCUAGACAGGAUUUCAUCUAAAGUUCAUCUAAGAGUUUUGUAAGAAUCAAAAUUUUAAGAUCAGUAGGAAUUUAAAUGUUCUUGACAAGAUUUUAUCAAGUUUAUUCCAGUACAUUCUUGAGUAACUUGAAAUGCUUAUCCUGUUCUGUUCAUAAGAGAGCAUGGGGAUGCAUAAGGCUUAAAACCUCUCACACAUGAUGUGAAAAAUGCCAUGUCCAAAAGGGGAUCACAUAACGUCAAGUAAGCUUCUAUGGUAUGGUGUGUAAAUUUCAGACCUGAGAACACAAUAUACAUGCAGCUGCUUUCUAAAGAGGUAAUUGUUCCACUGGAAUUAUGGUAUCAGCAGAUUAAAUUUGGACAGACUUUUCAGAUUACAUUUGAUGAUUGAUUAUGAAAUAUACUGAACAGCUAGUUUAAAUAAUCACUAAUCAUGUUCAUAGGGAGUGUCUAGAAAGGGAUUUAACCUUCCCAUCUUUGCCUUGAACAUAAAGACACCCAUAGAUAAUGUCACCACAUUCCACAAGCAAGAGACUUUCGCUGAUAUGGUUCAGAAAAAAAAAAUAUGGCAGUAUGCAGACCAGCCAGAUGGCAGAGUGAAAAGAUGUAUUUAAAAAAAAAUUCAUAGCUAGCUACUUGUAAAAAUAUUUUUCAAGAAAGUUGCAUGAAAUUUGUACUUUCACCAAGGCAUUCCACGCCACUGCGCAUACGCAGAAUUGCAAAUUGUACACUUGAUCGUUGUUGUUAACUGUUUUUGCAUCAUAUCGUUUCGGACAAAGUUUGACAGAAAUUCUACAUUGGUCGAGUGUUGUCUGCCUGGUUGCGAAAUUUAACUGUGCCUUACAGCCCUAAAGAAGAAGAAUGAUUUUGAGAAUUAGGAUUUUACCAACCAAAUUCUUUACAAAAUAAUAACAAAUAAACAUCGGAAAUUUGCAGACCGGUCAGAUGGCAGAAAUUAAAAGUAUUUUAAAAAAGUUUAUAGGUAGUUACUUACAAAAUACUUGCGAGAGUUGCGUGACAUUUUGUACUUUCACUAAGGUUUUCCCCAGUCUCCCGCUACGGCCGGCGCAAAAUUACAAAUUGUUCACUCGACCGUUGUUGUCAACCGUUCUCGCGCCAUUUCGUUUCGGCAAAGUUUUACAGAAAUUUUACUUUGGUUGAGUGUUAUCUACCUCGUUGUGAAAUUUAAUUGUGUCUAAAGCCCUGAAGAAGAAUAAUGAUCUCGAGAAUUAGGAUUUUACAAGCCAAGUUCUUUACAAAAUAACUAAUGUUACUGUCGCUUAAAAUACAGAAAAUGACGCAGUCGGUAAGUAACAUGAGUUUACAGCACACCAGAGGAGAUAAAUCGCGUUUUGCUUUUCUUGUGAAAGAACACUACGAUUACACAUUCAAGGUUGCGAUAUCCUUGUUUUAUUCUGUCACGUGAAGGGGCCUCAGGUGAAUAGUUUACACAUCUAAGCACAUAGAAAGCACACGUAUGAUCUUUGUGCACGACACUCGCUUUAUAACUCAAGGAACACAUUGGUCUUGGUAGUUUAAGUAUCUUGAGAAGAUUUCUAAAAAAACCACUAGUGCACGACUGGUAAUGAAGCAAAUGAAGGCAAAUCAUCCCGAAGGUAAGUGCUACUGACUUUUAUUCAUUAAGUUCACGUUAUCAACAUUACACAUCUGGAAGGUGAUGCGAUAGACUUAUUUCUCGCACUUUUUAGAUUCUUUCAGCAUGGACGAAAAAAGUGACGAUAAGUUUAUGUAAUUGCAAGGCCACGGUAUUUUUAUACAAGGCAAAUCAUAAAAUCUCGUUAGGGUUCGAUUUCGUCAGGAAGCGUUUUUGUUUAGAAUUGAGUGGAAACUGACACGAGAUGUAACGCUAUCAUCAUCAAAACCCCGUAACGGCGGCUGCUAACCUUACUGCACUUGUAGCAAUUCUCUCAAGUCAGUUUUAAUCCAGAUUGUUCUGGAUUUAAGUGUUGUAGGCAGAAUCAUCGUAGCUUCCAGUCGUCUCGCAUGGAAAUGGUUCACAAUAAACAAUUAAUUUGUCUUCGGCUUUACUAAUAACCACUAGAAGUUAAACUAGAAGGGUGCAAUAACAACGCGAAAUCGAUUAUGGAAUUCCUUUAUUCCCAAAUAAUUAUAAAUUGCCACGUUCUACUUAAAAGUUUCCACUGGUGAGGAUGAUGAUGAAAGCCAAACUGGGUUUGAUUAUCACGGCCGUGUCCACAGUAGUGGAAAUCUUCCCAAAAGCAAACAAAAUUACCAAAAAUGGGAAGUUCUUCUGAUGAUGUAAGAACUCUAAAUACUCAAUGUUGGUGCAUGAUAGUUCAUUUCCCCCCCCCCCCCCCUUCAAGACUUCAUUGACUUAGAUGGCUUAAGGCAGAAUUUUGGCACUGUUAUCCUGUUAAUUUUACUCUAAUACAUUCAAUACCUGUAUUAAUUCCAUGCAACAUUUUUUGUAUUUUGUUUGGUUCUGUUUAGUUUUUAUUUGUUUUGUUUUGUGAAUGUGUGUGUAUUUUUUUCUGGUUUUCAUUUAAUGCUGAGUUAUGAUUCCUUGCUUCCCUUUCUCACAAUUUUCUUUGUUCUAAAGGUUAAUGAAACUUAAUUCAGUGGAGGGAUUGCUCAAGAAAUGUAAACAUUUUUUCAAUUCAUAUUCACAGGAGAACUGGAGAGAUAGGAUCACCUGUAAAAAUGAUUGUAUCCUGAAUAAAGUAGACUUUGAGUCCCAUCUUAAUGCUACAAGCACAGAAUGGGAUAGAAGGGUGGCAACUCCUCUGAUUGUAAAAAGGUAAUUUUUCAUUUAUCAACUUUUUGUGGGAAUUGGGAAUAGCUGUUUCAGCAGUGCAAAGCGUAAACAAAGUUUGUUGGAUUGGAGUUGGGCAGUGCAAAUUGCCAAGAUUCAUAACUGGGAACUUGUACAUAAAAAUUUUGCUCUUAAAGAUGAUAAAUUCUUGUUAAAGAUAGUCACUACCUCCUUUUCUUUGCAUACAGAUGAGGCAUGAUGGUGAUCAAGGAGAACCAUUGAGAAGCUCCUCCCCUCUAUCUUAGUAAGUACUCCUCACAAGUCAGGCUACUGAAAGAUGGAAUUGAAGUCAGAGCAACAAUUCUACUGCAGACAAUAGAUUAUGAUACUUAAUUAUUUAAACACUGAGGGUUUUUUUUCCAAUCUUGAUUCUUGUCUCCUAACAUGUUACAUUUCAUUUUAGAUGUACAAUGAAACCAAACUCCUAUUACUCCUCUCUGGCAGGGAUUUUAAAAAAUACGCUCUCAAGGUUUUUAGUAUAUUUUGUACCUGUAUACAAAUUACUAUUUUCUUUUUUUCUUCCCACAGGAGCCAUAAAACAGAAAUUUGGUGAUGCCCAAAUGAAUAAGAGGUGGUCUCAAAUAAGGCUCUACUUGAAUAAAAAAAUUGCUUGGAUUCCAAGAGAAAAGUUCAAAAUGUAGAGGGCAAUGUUGACAAGUCCGUAGACUGAAUGAACUAAGGUUUGGUUGAUAUUUGUACAAAAUUGAAACAUAUGCAAAUUUACUUGUCAAGUAGCUGUCAAAUUGACUAAAAUGCCAACUUAGAUGAGUGAUAGUGAGCUUUAAUUCUUUGAACACGUUUGCUGCAAUACAAAAUUUUGUUGUUUUUUUUUUGUUUUCAUGCUUAAAUUACUCUAAAAAAAGAAAAACUAUUUCAGUUUGAAUCAAACGAAGAACAAUUUAAAACUGGGACAUGCCUUUAGUUAUUAUGGCUUUUUUGUGAAAGGAUAACUAUGGUAGUUCAAAUCAAACUGUCAAAUGACUCCAACAAUUAAAACAAUUGUUUUUUUAGAUUUUUAAAACACACCGAAGGGAAGAACAAGAACUCUUCUUGUACAAUUGUCAUUUAAAUCGUGCAUGUUUACCAGUUAAUGUUUCUUAUCAAGAUCUUUUUUAGUAAUUAAUUUCACAGUGUUGAGAAUUUGAAAUAAAUUUUGCUUAAAUGUUGGAUGAAGAAAUUCUUUCUUAGUUGUGAUCUCCAUUCCUCGAUCAUCCAGUUACUGCAUAUUGCAUAAACCAUCAGUUACCUACUAUGGUCUGAAAAAAAUGUGAUAUUUAAGAAUUUUUACAGAUUCUGCAAAAGUUCUUGUAAGUUGUUUGAAAAUCUCACAAGUUCUUGUAAGUUCUUUUAGAGAUCAUUCAGACAUUGUUUAGAAUCUUAACAAGUUCUUUUGAAAACUUGUGAAGGUACUUAAUUAAGAUUCUUGUCACAGGAAUCCUACCAGAUCUUGUAAGAUUCUUGUAAGUUUCUUACUAAGAUACUUAUCAAGACUCUUAGUUAAGAAUCUUAGGAUCUGGUAAGAUCUUGUCACAAGAUUCUUACAGGAAUCUUGUAAGAUCUUACAAGAUCAGGUAAGAUCUUGUCACAAGAUUCUUACAAGAAUCUUGUAAGAUCUUGUCACAAGAUUCUUACAAGAAUCUUGCAAGAUCUGGCAAGAUCUUACCACAAGAUUCUUACAAGAUCUUGUAAGAUCUUACAAGAUUCUUGUAAGAAUCUUGUGACAAGAUCUUACAAGAUCUUGUAAGGUCUUACAAGAUUCUUAAUUAAGAAUCUUAAUAAGAAUCUUAGUAAGAAACUUACAAGAAUCUUAGUAAGAUCUUAAUAAGAUUUCCACCUGGGGAUUUGCAAGCACUAGAGAGGGCAGCAACACUGUGCAGUGCAUGUGACCUGUCAGCCAAAUCAUUGUUUGUCCUUCCACAUACAGAUCACUUGAUUGGCUACACAAUUAGGUAUUUGACGAACAAAAUUUAUCAUUUUAGAUUGAUUUUGAUGAGAUUGGUUUUCAUUGAGUUUGCAGUUGAAUGUAAAAGCCCAACCUUUGUCAAAUAUAGGAAAAGAUUUAUUUAGUAAGAGUUUCAUAUUUUUUCUAUUGUAUUUAUUGUAGCUGAUCAAGAAAAGUUACAAAACAGGACACAAUAAAGACUAAGUUAGUUAGAAUUAUUUGGAAAAAGUGACAGUGAAGUAGAAAGAAAUUGAAAAGCUUUUACAUGAGUAAGCCUCAGACUCUAUUAACCCUUUAACUCAGUCUCAAGAUUUCAUUAGUAAUUUUCUUUACUGUCUGCCAUACAAUUCAUAUGAUGUUUGUGUGGAGAAUUUGGAAUUGGAUCAACCAAUAAUCCUCCACUGGAUAUUUUUUCUUUAUUCUCAUUACUUGUCUGCUUGAUAUUGUACUGAUGUGUGAGGAGAAAUUUUGUCUUGGUCACUGGUGGGACUUAAAGGGUUAAACUAACUUUAGACUCACUACAAGUUGUUUAGUUACUUACAUGGGAUGAGAAUGUUUUAAAAAUAAGGGAAUAUCUAUCAGAAAAUCAGAUGUUAUCAGCAUUUAUCAAGACUUUCCCAAGAGAGUUAACAGCCUCUCUAUUGAUUUGUGUUUUCAUCUGAUUAACCCUUUAACUCCCAGAUCAAAUUUGUAAUUCUCCUUACUGUCAACCAUACAAUUCUUAUAAUAUUAUUUUGGAGAAUUUUUGAUCAGAUCAACUACUUAUCCCCAAAUUGAUAUUUUUCUUUAUUCUCAUCUCUAAUCUAGUUGAUAUUGUAUUGAUAUUGUAAGGAGAAUUUCUGUCUUGGUCACUCAUGGGAGUUAAACAGUUGAAUGAUCAUAUUACAAGUUAUCGUAGUCAUUCAUGGGACAUGAAAUUCAUGCCUCUUCAAAAUAAAAAAGGAACAGGUUUGAAACUUAUGAGAUAAAUAUUUCUUCUUCUUCUUUUUUUUGUAAGGCUGGAGAAUGCUUUUUAUGAUUUAGCACAGAGUUAUUACCAUGGAGAAUGUAGGAGAGUUAAAGCCCACAAGGUGAGGUUGCAAUUCUGGAAAUUUAAGGGAGUAGGGAGAAGGUCAAGUUAUUAAAAUCCCAGCCAGGAGGAAGCAACAAGCCUGUAUUUGCUUCAUGCUACAGAAACUAGGGAGAUGCAGUGGCAAAUGUAAUAAACUUUGUCCACUGUUGAAUGGUCCUUGUCUAAAAUUUAUUUUCAACUGUCACUGUCUACAUCGUCUUGUACAUAGAUGAUACGUAGAUGGAUGACACAGAUUGAAGAUGAGGCCACAGUCUCUGAGUGUCUUGAAUUGAAUUUUCAACUAGUCAGUAAAAGGGGAAAAGAUAGCACUCUGGUUAGCUUUUUGGACUCUUUUGGUUUAACUGCCUUAGUUCGACAUAAAUUCAUGCUAAAGCCAUUGGGUUUUUUAGUAGGACACUCCCCCUGUACUAAGUAAAUUUCUCUUCUCAGAUCAAGGACAGAAAAGUAUCAGUAACUAAAACUGUCUGUUGGAAAAUGUGCCAAAAUUCUGGGUCAUGUACAAUCCUGUAUAACUUGCCUGGUAGUGCAAUGUAAUGUUUUUAUAGAUUACCUUUUCACUAGCCAGAAUUACCAUCAAAAUAAUUUUGUUGUAGCACAAAAAGUAAAAUUUUAUCAAUAUACGGAAUGAAGAGACACUUAUUAUGUUUUCAUGCUCUUUAUGAUCAUUAGGAAUUUCUUAACAAAGGAACUCAUCAGGUGAGAACUUUAAUUUGCAAAAGUGAUCUUUGUAUGUCAAUAAUUUGAUGUGAUCGAUUCUACUCAAACUACAGAACUACAUUUAAUGAAAGGCUGAGGGAAAGAGUUACCAAGAAUUCAUAGCAGAAAAAGCUUGUUGAUGUCAGCUUUGAAGGGUGUUACUUUGAAAUGUUUCUCAUUCGGUGUCUUUUUUUUGCUACCCUCUUAUAUAUAUAUUAUUAUUAUAUUCCACCAAAGACAUCACUGACCACAUUUUGCUUUGCAAAUGGCCUCAACAAUUCAUAAAUCUCUUAUUUUGCUUCUCUACUGUUGUUGUAGCUAUUGUUGGUGCGACACCAAUUCAAGGUUGCCUUUUUCAAUGAGCUAAGACAAGACCCUCACUCUGCUAUCAAGUAAGUUCCUCAGUAUUUAUUUUUUUAUUGAUCUUACAAUGACAACAAUUAGUUGGCCAAAAGGUAGAUCUCAGUGUUUCCCUUUUUUUCAGUUAAGGGAAAGAAAAGGAACUUUCAGGGCUGUAUUAGCCAACUUUCUGUUAAGAAACUUUUUUGAGAAAAGAAAAUAUAAAGAGGAAAAGUAGAAAUGAAAAUUUUGAAAAGGACACCUUGUGAGAAUAUUAAACAAUAUACUUUCAGCUGACAGCAAUGCUUGUCUCUGAAAUGACCAGCAAUUAGUGUAGGAUUUUCACAAGGUAUCUCAAGGUUUAGAACUAGGACAGUGGAGGAGAAGGAGCAAUUUUUUUUUUUAUGAAAGAAAAUGACAGAGAGUUAAAAGUUGUUCUGCCUUGCCACAUGACAGCCAAAGACAGUUUACAAAAUUGGCAACUCCUGCCACAGAUUUCUUCCCCCAAUAUUUUCAGUCUUCCUGCCUUGGAGAUCUCUCAACAUAAACUCCCAAGUUAGUUACAUUUGCAUAUUAACAUACCAGACAUCAGCUGAUUGAUGUAAGACUUUUUUAAUUUUUAACCCCAGGCACUACAGGCAAGCAUACAGUCUUCUUGGAGAAAUCAAGACAACUGACAUGAACAUACUAGAGAUCAAAGUUGUUGCUGGAUUUAUUAAUUACAAGGUUUGUGUUUUUUCAUAUUUUAGAACUCUAAUCAAUAUAUAUUUGGUGUAUACCAUUGUAAUAAUAGUAACAUAAAAGUAAUGAUGUGAAGAAGACAUUGUACAUCUUGGAUGAGUUAAAGACAUGAUCUCUUAUCACGUAAUUUUACAAUUUUUGGGAUUAUGUACUCCUUUUGUCAAAUAUGCAAGGUAAAUUUUUCACCAGAUACCUUAAUUGUGCUGUUAAAUCAAAAGAUCUCCAUCUGUAAUUCUAAGUCUGAGGUGAACAGUCAAGUCGCUCUUAAGUGGGCACUUUAGGGAGGUGGCCAUUUAAAAAGUUUAUUUUAGAAAAAUAUAAUCAGAAAGUUACGAGUGAACUAUGGUACAGUACUUAUUUGGUAUUUAUUAAUUCUUGAAAUCAGUUUACCCACUUAACCAUCCAAUUUCAUUUCAGAAUGAAACUACAUUAUAGAAUGUGUCACUUACAAUGUUGAUGAAAUAUUCCUUAUUUCUCUCUGAUUUUAUAACAAACCUGUCAGUGACUGCUUAUGAGAAACAGUACCAAAAAUGUGUCCAACAUUUUUUAAUAUGGUCACUUACAGGAGUGUUUUGGAAACAGUGACAAACAGAAACAAAAUGGUUAUUGGCAGAGUGGUCACAAAAAAACCAAAUAUCUUUGAAAACAUUUGAUGCUAAAUUUAGAUUCAGUGGAAUUUAAAUGUCCUAUGGGACCAAUAUAUCUGGUGAUUUAUAUCCCUCCUACAACAUAUAUUACAGACUUUUGAGUUAUCCUGACAACCAAACAGUAUUAAUCAAUUUUUAUUAAUUGUCUCACAGAUUUGUCGUCUAAGUUUCCAAGCAUCAGCCCCAUUAGAUGCCAUAUCACAAUUCAGAAAGCAUGUGGAUUUGUUUAAGGAAAAGGUUGGCUGCCCUGACUUAGCCUUUGAACACUCAGCCUGGCUCUCCAAACAGUGAGUAUUUUUUCUGUUUAGCCUCCUCACUCUUAACUGGAAGGUCUGCAUUCAGUUUGUUUUUUGGGCACUUACAUAUGUACAGCUAAAGUACCUCCCUCCACCCCAGAGUUGAAAUAAGUAUCGGCCAAUUAUGAAGGGAAUUUGACAAAAAUGCUGGGGGGUGGGGGUAGGGGGUAAUCUAAAAGACCUAUAUGUAGCAUCAAAUCUAGAGAGAGAACUUUUAGUCUCUUUAUGCUACAGAAACCAUGGUAAGCUUUGAUGUGGUGAGUCCUCUUUGGUUUGUGUUCUAGAAGGUUUUUGCUUUCAAAGAAACCCAAGCUGUGACCAGGAUCUAACAACUCUUGUUUCUUAACAAUAUUAGAUCAAGAACAGGUCAAGUUGAAGUGAAAUUUUUGACUGAACUUUUCAACAUAAUGGAACUGAAAUGAUGAAAACAGGAGACUUUUAAAUAAUUGUUAGUCAGUUCAAUGAUGAAUAAUUGUCAAAGUUAAUACAACAUGCUGUAUGGUAGGGAAUUAUAGAGGCUUAAUCAAUAACAAACUAUGUGAAAAAUUAACACAGGUUCAGUUUAUUUGGAGAACUGUUUGAUGAAGCCAUCAGAAAUGGUUUAACCGCCUUACAGGUAACAAUGUAGAAGAUCUGUGUUGGCAUAUUGGUUUAAUGAAUGAAAUAUUUAUUUAUUAAAUCUACAAACAACAAUAGAUCUGUAAGAAGAGAAAGAAAUUCUUACUAAUUAUGUUACUAAGUAUUCUGAAUUGGUAUUUAGAAUAAAGAAAAAAUUGUCUCCCAUUAUGCUAUAUCUCUUAUGAUAAUUGUAUGCAAUAUAAUGGAGUGUUUUUCUGUUUUAAAGGUACUUUUUGUCAUCUCUUAACAAUCAUGAUGAUCUUUUCUCCCUAAUUAAAUUUUGGCUAUAAAAGAGAGAGGCACCUUAAUAAAUAGGAUUGAUGUAAAUGUGCCCAAACAAAUCUGGUCUAGUGACUGAUUAGAGUGUCCAAAUCAGUCAUACUCUCAGAUUCUGGUAAAGACUUAACUGUUACUUUAUUACAGACUCAACACCCAGGAUUUUACUAUCAACAAGCAGCAAACAAUGCCAUUGUCAGGAGACAGCUUUGCCAGGGCUUGUGUCAUGUAAGUAAAAUUAUUAUCAUGCCAGAGGAUUGCUGAGAAAGAUCUGAAGGAACAGUGACAGACACAAACUCAAAGGAGCAAUAUUUUUCUUAAUGAAAGUGACCAUUUUUUUAUCAUUAGUUGAAACUUACCAAUAAAAAUUUGAAGACUAGAACUGUCGGCCUUAGUUAAUUUUGAAGUACAAAUUAUUUCCAAAGAACUUUUCCUGGAGGGCCUUACCCAGAUAAAUUGGGCUACAUACUUGUGCACAUGGGUGGACAUAGCUACAAUGGAGGUCAAAGCUUGUUCGGACAGUUAUCAAAAAGAUAUCCUAAAUCCAAACAUAUUACAAAAGGCCAUCUUUUGCCAAUUCAGCUGUGUACAUAGAACUCCCCCCCUCUAACAAUGUUGGUAAGUUUAGGCACUACAUCCUGGUAACGUUUACAAAGCACACAAAAUUUGAAAUUGUUUGGGGGAGGGGCAGGGAGGUUUUGAUAUAAGUAAUAUUGCCUUAGACUUUAAACCACCCUUGUAGUGUGGGAUAAUGUUGAAUGUAAACUAGUGGCAAGAAAGGGUCAUAGAUUCCCUUCAAAGUACACCUAACCAAAAACUAAUUAACUACCACUCAAAAGGGUCAUUUGUUUUCUGCAUGUAAUUAACUUUUAUUGUUCAUUGAGUCUGAUGAGUUACUUUUUAGUUAAUACAUUGGAAUCUGUUAUUAAUUCAUCUCUAGACUACCACUCCACUUACUAUGAAUCCCUUAGAAAAUGCUGGAAAUCUCGACUUCUAUGGUCAGAGACCUUGGAGACAAGGUUUUCAAGGUAACUGCAAAUAUAUAAUUUUUUUCCUCUGGCAGUGUUUUUUAGAGUAAGUACAAAAGGUGUUGAGACACUCAGUAAGUUUCCUUUGCUAAACCAUGUACUGGUUGAAAAGCUCAGUGUUAGAAUUUUGUUCCAUUUGAUAAGAGAAAACUUUUUGUGUAUUAAAAACACUCUGUCGGAAUGAAACUUGAUCUGUUGAGAUGCAAUACUUUCCUUUAAUUUGUAGAACUGCUGGGUUCAUUUGACUUAAUAUAUUUGUAGGAACAGAACCACCAGAUGCAGGAAUAGAGAAGGCUGGAAUUAUAGCCUUGCAGUCCCAAGAAAUCCAAGUGGACCAUUCUGUAAGUGCACUGUAUUGUUUGGCAGACUUUCAUUUCAAGAAAAUUAAGAUCAGAUAAAUGUCAGGGAGAAGUCAUGGUGACAAAUUAAGUUUAAAUGCAAGGUUAAUAUGACUGUAAAUUUUUGGUUGCGCACAAUUGCAUCAAUGAGCUUUCUAGCCAAACCAAAGCAAUUAUGAAUUUGAAAUCCCAAUUGCCAGUAUUACAUAAUACCUUGUUAGCAAAUACUCUUACCAUCAAUCUCUUUAUUUAUGCUAACCUACUUUGUAUAUUUGGUUGAGGUACUUAGAAUAUUGGCUCCUUUUUUUUCUCUCACAGUGGGUUAUCAUUCCCCUUCUCAGUAGUAUAUUUGGUUGAGGUACAUAGAAUAUUGGCUCCUUUUUUUUUUUCUCCCAGUGGGUUAUCAUUCCCCUUCUCAGUAGUGCAGUGGCUCAGUUUAAAAAGUACAAAUCACCCAGGAUGAAGAGAUACCUGAGUAAGUUCUCUCUUUUUUCACUUUAACCCUUUAAACCCUAAGAGUGACCAGCAUCAAAUUUCUCCCUAAAAUAUCAGCCCUGAAUCACAUGUUAAGGUCAUGAGAAUAAAGGAAAUGAUCACCAACCAAAGAGGCUUUUGAUUGGUGAACAAAAUCUCCUUGUCAGCACCUUAGGAAAUGUAUAAAGAACAGUAUGGAGAAUAUAUAGACUGAUUUUAGAGUGUAAAGGGUUAAGAACUUAGCAAGAUGCAACUAAAAGCUUUUGUUUCUUCAUGACAAUGUACAUGUAGUGCUUUUAAAAGUUUUUUUUAUUAAAUUUACGAAGCAGAGUGAUAUAGUGUACAUAGUCGAGGUCUAUUGGCUUUUCUUAUCUAAUUAUCAAUAUGACAAUAAUAUGCAAUAAGAAUACUUGAUAAAACAUAAGGAUACAACUGUACGUUGAAUAGUAGUUACAAUGAUGAUUAAUAUUGCAUAUGGAUAACUGGGCAAGCUAAUCAUUUUCUACUGUAUGCUCUGAAGUUCUUUCAUGUUCACGUUAACAACAAGUCUUUUUUGUUAAUUCUGCAGUGGUUCAGAUGGGUGAGGAGUAUUACCAUGCUAGAGAUUACAGUAAAGCCUUAUUGUGAGUGUAGCAUAAGAGAAUGUUUCAGUUUAGAAUCAGUGGUGAUCAAGUAUUGUACCACAGGCAGGCCAGGCCGUUUGAAGCGUCUUCCUACGAAAUUACUUUCGGCCGGAGGCCGUUGCGUGAAAGUAAUUUCGUGAAAAGACGCUGACAUACCACAAAAUGAGUUGAUUAAUAUUCCAUUUAACUUUAUUGAGGAAUUCAGACCAAAAUGUCAUUUAGAUAUGCAUUUUUCAGGGAUUUAUUCAUAACCCUCGUAGAUUUCUUCUUUAAGGUUGUUGGGAAAAGUCACCUGGGAUUACCGCAGAGAAAAAUGGUGGUCACUUCUUACGUCAGUUUUAAUCACAUCACUGAGGUACUGUUUUUUUGUAGUAAGUGAGACAAGAUUUGUACUCUCCAGCUCUUGUUUCUGAGAACUCAACAUGUAAACAUUUUCAGUUGAAAUAAUCUGAAUUUACUUGGUUUUGCAUUACCUUGCUUUGUGAUUGGUCUUGAAAACACGCGCUACCCUCUCAACCAAUCAGGUGUAAAAUUGAAACCAAUGGCGCCUUGGUAACGCGCGUUUUCCCGCGCUUCAGGCAGCUUACUUGUUUCCUCUUUAAGUUAUCCCUUGUGAUAUUUACCUUCGCUGUGAUUGGCUGUUGGGUUUACCUUGGUUGUGGUUGACAACACAUUAUUGAAAAGCCCUCAAGCGUGAGCAUCAGGGAUAGUAUGUCGAGGUUGGUGGAAGUUUGGCUCAUUUACGACACGGACACAGCCAACUCGGACAGACGGAAUAAUUCCACGUCUGUUCAGUUGGACUGCUACAAAGCCAAAAAUCAAAGUUUGUCUUCUUGUUUAACGUCAAAUUAUUGCCAAGAGGUUGUUUAUGAAUAGCAAUUUUGGUGUAAAACGUUCAAAACAGUUUUUCUCAACUUCAAGUUUUAGAUUUAUUUAUUCGUAUAUCCUUAGUCUUCUUAACUUUUAUUGCAGGUGUGCGUACUUGGUUGGCAAUGUGGAGGAAUAUAUCACCCUUUCGCUUGAAUUUACAGGAAGAUGUAUCCUUGAAAAUGCUGCCUAUCAUUUGAAUAACUGACUGUAGUAUUUUUUUCUGGGUGAAGUGAUUCUUUCAGUUAGAGUUAUUUUCAAUGCAAAGUGAUGUGGGAUUGCAUUGGUGUAACUUAGCUUCGUUAUGUUAUUGGUCAAGAAAACUCGCGCCAUUUUCUCAACCAAUCAGAUGCAAAACUAAAACCAACCACGACUUGGUCUUCCGCGUUUUCCCGCGCUUCAGGCAGGGUGCCUGUUUUUGCUUUGAGUUCCUAUUGGUUCUUCAUGCUAGUCACUCUUAUGGGUUAAAGGGUUAAAUUGGUUUCCAAGUCAGGUGGAGAGGCUGAAAAGCGCCUUCAAAACGCAAGGUAUUCUUGGGCAACCAACUAGUAAGGUUGCAAAAUUUGGGAACUUUAGGAUAAUAUUGACAUUUGUAGUUGUAUUAAGCUGUGCAGAUUUUGCCCGAGUCAAAUUUACUGCGGUGUAAUACGUUGAGAAAACAUCUUACCUAACAUUUGUUAUUGUAUUAGUGGUAAAGUCCUUGAUUCAAGAAAACAUCAGAUGUUGAAAAUUCACCUGAAGAGAAAACAAGAUGUCAAACUAAUCUUAUUCACGUCAUGUCGGUAAGGACUUACUGCCAAUGGUCGUUUAAAGAGGAUUUAUGGAGGAACUUUUAUUGUAGAAUGAGUUUACGCUGAUUUUUUUCUGUUUUUGUCAUCUACGACCCUGACACUGGUUAUUUAGAAAUAGAAAGCACGCGCGCGGCUGAACGCGAGUUAAACACGCGGAAAAGAGAGUUUCUUUGCCCGCAUGGCUGGUCUUUCGCGCGUGGAUAACUCGCUUUUCGUCGAGCGCUUACUACAGGACAAGCAUGUUACGAAAGACAACUGAAUUUUUAUCACUGUAUCGUUUCUUAUUUUUCAUUGGAAUUACAAACAGAAUGAAUGUCCUGAGCCCGAGCCAGGCUGUGACUUUGAAGCAGUGGAAGAAGCUAAGGAGCUAUGGAAAACACUUAAAGUGACAGCACAGGCACCCCAAGUAUUUACCAUACAGAUGGAACAAAUAGCACCAUUUGGUAAG